AUGAUACUUUUGUCACCGAGUUUUUUUCUAAUUGGACUUCAAAUUCGUGUCGGAGAUCAAACAAGGAUUUCGACGCAGGUUUCUUCCAAUGAAACAACAAUUCUUAAAAAAUUUGAAAAUUUUUUUACAUGCUCUCAACAAAUAAUUAAUAUAAAUAAGAAAUUAUAUCAUGAAACAAAUCAAAUUCCAAUUAUUUUUCUUUUAUCUGAUGAUAUUGAAAUACGCCAAGCUGCUUUAAAACGUUGGAAAUUCUCAUUUGAAUGUUUUCAAUCAGUUGAAAAUAAAUGUCAAUCGAAUAAUAGAAAUUUAAAUAUUUUAGCAAAUUCCAAUCCAGUUUUUCAUAUAUCAUAUACUAACGAUCGAAUAUUAGCUUUUCAAUUAGGAAUAUUUGAUAAUUUUCUUUUUAGUUUAUGUGAACAACAUAUAAUUAGUACAUUCAGUUGA
Rotaria sordida is the source of this 444-nucleotide messenger RNA. The record is from the annotation of a GenBank genome assembly. NCBI's taxonomy places the organism in Eukaryota, Metazoa, Rotifera, Eurotatoria, Philodinida, Philodinidae.